AUGACCCAAAAAAACACUGAUAGCAACAAAACAGUUCCAAAGACAUCGUAUAACCCUGCUGUUCACAAGACAUCGUAUAACCCUGCAGUUCCAAAGACAUCGUAUAACCCUGCAGUUCACAAGACAUCGUAUAACCCUGCUGUUCCAAAUACAUCGUAUAACCCUGCUGUUCCAAAGACAUCGUACAACCCUGCAGUUCCCAAGACAUCGUAUAACCCUGCAGUUCCAAAGACAUCGUAUAACCCUGCAGUUCCCAAGACAUCGUACAACCCUGCAGUUCCCAAGACAUCGUACAACCCUGCAGUUCCCAAGACAUCGUAUAACCCUGCAGUUCCCAAGACAUCGUACAACCCUGCAGUUCCCAAGACAUCGUAUAACCCUGCAGUUCCCAAGACAUCGUACAACCCUGCAGUUCCCAAGACAUCGUAUAACCCUGCAGUUCCCAAGACAUCGUAUAACCCUGCAGUUCCCAAGACAUCGUAUAACCCUGCAGUUCCAAAGACAUCGUAUAACCCUGCAGUUCCCAAGACAUCGUAUAACCCUGCAGUUCCAAAGACAUCGUAUAACCCUGCAGUUCCAAAGACAUCGAAUAACCCUGCAGUUCCCAAGACAUCGUAUAACCCUGCAGUUCCAAAGACAUCGUAUAACCCUGCAGUUCCCAAGACAUCGUAUAACCCUGCUGUUCCAAAGACAUCGUAUAACCCUGCAGUUCCCAAGACAUCGUAUAACCCUGCAGUUCCCAAGACAUCGUAUAACCCUGCUGUUCCAAAGACAUCGUAUAACCCUGCAGUUCCAAAGACAUCGUAUAACCCUGCUGUUCCAAAGACAUCGUAUAACCCUGCAGUUCCAAAGACAUCGUAUAACCCUGCUGUUCCAAAGACAUCGUAUAACCCUGCAGUUCCAAAGACAUCGUAUAACCCUGCAGUUCCCAAGACAUCGUAUAACCCUGCUGUUCCAAAGACAUCGUAUAACCCUGCAGUUCCAAAGACAUCGUAUAACCCUGCUGUUCCCAAGACAUCGUAUAACCCUGCAGUUCCAAAGACAUCGUAUAACCCUGCAGUUCCCAAGACAUCGUAUAACCCUGCAGUUCCAACCCUGCUGUUCCAAAGACAUCUUCCCAAGACAUCGUAUAACCCUGCAGUUCCCAAGACAUCGUACAACCCUGCAGUUCCAAAGACAUCGUAUAACCCUGCAGUUCCCAAGACAUCGUAUAACCCUGCUGUUCCAAAUACAUCGUAUAACCCUGCAGUUCCAAAGACAUCGUAUAACCCUGCUGUUCCAAAGACAUCGUAUAACCCUGCAGUUCCAAAGACAUCGUAUAACCCUGCAGUUCCAAAGACAUCGUACAACCCUGCAGUUCCCAAGACAUCGUAUAACCCUGCAGUUCCAAAGACAUCGUAUAACCCUGCUGUUCCAAAGACAUCGUACAACCCUGCAGUUCCCAAGACAUCGUAUAACCCUGCAGUUCCAAAUACAUCGUAUAACCCUGCUGUUCCAAAGACAUCGUAUAACCCUGCAGUUCCAAAGACAUCGUAUAACCCUGCAGUUCCCAAGACAUCGUAUAACCCUGCAGUUCCAAAGACAUCGUAUAACCCUGCUGUUCCAAAGACAUCUUCCAACCCUGCUGUUCCAAAGACAUCGUAUAACCCUGCAGUUCCCAAGACAUCGUACAACCCUGCAGUUCCAAAGACAUCGUAUAACCCUGCAGUUCCCAAGACAUCGUAUAACCCUGCAGUUCCCAAGACAUCGUAUAACCCUGCAGUUCCCAAGACAUCGUAUAACCCUGCUGUUCCAAAGACAUCGUAUAACCCUGCAGUUCCCAAGACAUCGUAUAACCCUGCAGUUCCAAAGACAUCGUAUAACCCUGCUGUUCCCAAGACAUCGUAUAACCCUGCUGUUCCAAAGACAUCGUAUAACCCUGCAGUUCCCAAGACAUCGUAUAACCCUGCAGUUCCCAAGACAUCGUAUAACCCUGCAGUUCCAAAGACAUCGUAUAACCCUGCAGUUCCCAAGACAUCGUAUAACCCUGCUGUUCCAAAGACAUCGUUUUGGUUGAUAUAA
Messenger RNA from Oncorhynchus kisutch (coho salmon), 2061 nucleotides. Its product is annotated as adhesive plaque matrix protein-like. Lineage: Eukaryota; Metazoa; Chordata; Actinopteri; Salmoniformes; Salmonidae. The transcript has 3 exons. The coding region runs from base 1 to 2061 and encodes 686 amino acids. The record is from RefSeq and is a predicted model, not a curated record.